AUGGAAGCAGAAGCUUCUCCGCCCCUUGGGUCGCCCCCAUGCUGCCUGUCGUUCCGGAGGCCGGGCAUCUACGAGGAUGAGAAUGGAAGGACCUGGGUGACUGUGGCCUUGCGGAUCAGUCCCUCCCACAGAGCUUGGGGCAGGGGCUCCCCUGGCAGCACGCAUGAAAUCAGCAUCACAGUCCACAUGUGGCAGAUGCCAGUGCACCCCCAGACGCCCAGGUCCCCCAGCCAUCUGCUCGUGUUUGGGCUGCCCCCCAAGUGGGAGCUCUACCCCAGGCGAAGGUACCAAGCAACGGAUUUGAGACUCUGGGAAAUAGUGGACCAUGGCCAGAUCAACUCCAUGGAGCAGCUGAUCCUAAAACGUCUGCCAAGUGGGAGCUGCUGA
Messenger RNA from Lagenorhynchus albirostris (white-beaked dolphin), 387 nucleotides. It is a transcript of the gene TCL1B, whose product is annotated as TCL1 family AKT coactivator B. Gene Ontology annotation, molecular function: protein serine/threonine kinase activator activity. The record is from RefSeq and is a predicted model, not a curated record. Gene Ontology annotation, biological process: positive regulation of peptidyl-serine phosphorylation. NCBI's taxonomy places the organism in Eukaryota, Metazoa, Chordata, Mammalia, Artiodactyla, Delphinidae. The coding region runs from base 1 to 387 and encodes 128 amino acids. The transcript has 3 exons.